AAGACCGGCCAUCGCUGUUUAGCGUGCGAUUGCACCGGCUCCGUGGGCUUAUAAAGGCGCCGCUCUGCCGUCGGCCCAGACAAGGAGGUUAGACCAAACAGGAACGAAGUGCCAUGAAGACCUUCUCUUGCUUCCUGCUCGUCGCUUUCCUAGGCAUCGUCUGGGCCCAUCCCAGUCAACUCCCCAGAAGCUGCAGUUUGGACGACAACGGUGUCAAAGCUCUGGUAUCCUGUAUUAAGGAGAAAAGUGGAACUGAGAUGACGACCAAGCUAAACGCUGUCGGAAAGGUUUUGCACUGCGGCGAGGACGUGGAAUGCGGAAUCAAGAAAGUGUGCACGGAAUUCAAUGGCUCUCUGGAACAAGGAGCACAAGGAGUUCUCCUGAAAGAAGACUUGGAGAAAAUACGUCAGAUCUUCAACGUGUGCCUCGAUAAACAAUAAAACGGCCUCCGGAAACUUCUUCGACGAAAUAAAAUGUCGCAAUAAAUUUGAUCUCACCAUGUA
Molecule: messenger RNA, 503 nt
Organism: Dermacentor silvarum
Lineage: Eukaryota; Metazoa; Arthropoda; Arachnida; Ixodida; Ixodidae
Exons: 5
Coding region: 114-440 (108 amino acids)
Source: RefSeq, a predicted model, not a curated record